GGAAUGACCUGGCCCAAUUAUCUCCCUUGCAGAGCUGAAAAUUCCAGAGGUUCAGCAGCUUCGGAACACCCAUUUCCUACAACAAGGGUGUCCUGGGUCACUCAAGCCUAUGUAUCUCUGUGGGGGGAGGUGCUUAGGACCCAGUAGAAUUCUCUCUGAAUGACAGACAGUGCUUUAAAAGGCCAGGCAAAACCCAGAUGUGACAGCCUGUGCCAUCCACAGCGAAACAGCAGUCACUACUGCAGCAGCAGCAGCAGCAGCCUCCCAGCCCCAUUCCAGGUGCGGAGAAUUCAACAGCAGAACCCCUUCCUAGGGAUUUUAUGCAUCUCUUCUUCCUAGUCUUGGGCUACCUCCAGGGUGCAAUAAUUGCCUUGCUUAAGCUGUCUUCUCCCUGCAGCAGGAAAGGACUUUGAUUCCACAAACAAAGCAGAUCAUUGUAAACAGGACAAUAGUCCUUGUUCCCCCGUUCAUGGAGCUGGUACGAAAGCCAGCAGAGCAUCACCGGUUUGCUGUCUAGGAAAAUGGACAUCACAGCAGAGCAUGGAAAACUGAUAAGCCUGUCAGCUCCUGAGAAGGAGGGGUUAGAUCUGAAGCCGCUACUCCUGCCCUUGCUGGGAAGUUAUGAAGAACUCGCUGCUCUGGAGGAGACAGAAGUCAAGGAUGCUGCUGGCAAGUGAAGGACCAUCAGCCUCACUCGACUUAGGGAUCAAGAACUACUGGGAAGGAAGAUGGUGGCAGUGACAUAUACUCUGAACAUCCACUGGUACUUCUUGCUGCUAAGGCACAGGUCACUUUGAACUAGACCAUGGGGACAAUGGUAAACAGAACUAGGAUCAACUCUACCCAGGGUUUCGAUGCCUUCUCUUCACUUGGAGUGUCCCAGUUUCAGGAGGCCAUUGGCAUUUUCUUCAUGGUCAUGCUGAGUAUCAUUGCUUUGGUUGCCAACACAGCAGUCAUGGUAGUCAUCCUCAAGACGCCUCUGUUGAGGAAAUUCAUCUUUGUCUGCCACCUCUGCUUAGUAGAUCUGCUGUCUGCCAUUUUUGUCAUGCCACUGGGGAUCAUAUCCAGCUCCACCUGCUUCAACAGGGUAUUGUACAGCAUCGCCGAAUGCCAGACUCUGAUCUUCCUGAAUGUUUGCUUCAUCAGUGCCUCCAUCUUCACCAUCUCAGUCAUCAGCAUCGAGCGCUACUACUACAUUGUCCACCCCAUGAGGUAUGAAGUCAAGAUGACUACCGGGCUCGCAGUUACCGUUGUGGCUUUCAUCUGGGUUAAGUCGAUCCUCGUAGCUGCUUUGGCACUCGUGGGUUGGCCCCAAGACAACGGGGCCAGCAGUGCCAGCAAGUGUACUGUGUACUGGAGCCCAGGUGCCCACAAGAAGAUCUUUGUGAUCAUCUUCAGCACUCUCUGCUUCAUAGUACCCACCUUGAUCAUCUUUGCAGUCUAUGGCAGCAUCUACAAAGUGGCCCGGAUCGCAUCCUUGCAGCAUGCUCCUGUCCCAUCCUGGACUGCCACACCCAGACCGAGAUCAGACUCCAUUCACAGCCAAGUCACUAUAAUCACAACCAGGAAUGCACCUCCCAGGCUGUCACCAGAACGCUUGUUUGGUGGGAAUAAAGCUGCCCUCACCUUGGUCCUGAUUGUAGGCCAGUUCCUCUGCUGCUGGCUUCCAUUCUUCUCCUUCCACCUCCACUGCUCCAUCAACUCUGCCUUGACCAUCCCCAGUUAUGGUGAGAUUAUUGUGACCUGGCUUGCCUAUUCCUCCUUUGCUAUCAACCCUUUUUUCUAUGGGCUGCUGAACCGUCAAAUCAGGGAAGAGCUGUCCAAGCUGGGGCGGCAUUGCCUCAGCAAGCCCCUGAGCCAGGAGCUGUGCAUCUCCAGUCCAGAAGGGUCCAUCCAUGAGAAUUUCCUCCAGUUCCUGCAGAGGACCAGUUGCACAACAGAGACCCGUUCUACGUAUGUGAAUUCCAGCCCUAGGAACACUAUGGACCAGACUACAAUGGGGUUCCGGAUCCCAGGACAGAUCCCAGAAGAAACCAACUGACGAAAGACCAGUGCUUUCAUGUCACUUCAGCCAUCUCUUUCCACCUGCCUUUUAAGUUAAGAGGGGAAGAACAGAAGGUUCAGUGCACUGAAAGAUCUGACCAAGCCUCCUUUAUGGAGGAAUCUGAAAUUGAACAAUUGAUUUUCUCUCUGAGAAUAAAUGUGAUUAAACGGGU
Molecule: messenger RNA, 2216 nt
Organism: Lacerta agilis (Sand lizard)
Lineage: Eukaryota; Metazoa; Chordata; Lepidosauria; Squamata; Lacertidae
Gene: GPR62
Product: G protein-coupled receptor 62
Exons: 2
Coding region: 806-2041 (411 amino acids)
Biological process (GO): G protein-coupled receptor signaling pathway
Cellular component (GO): endosome; signaling receptor complex; plasma membrane
Molecular function (GO): G protein-coupled receptor activity
Source: RefSeq, a predicted model, not a curated record